GGAGGGCGAGCGGUCGGCGCCGAACCUUCGCGGCCUGGAGGUGGAGAUGGUGGCGGCUAUCAACGGUGGCAGCGGCAGCCGGGCGGCAGCGCACCACCCCCACCCGCACCACCACCACCCGCAGCAGCUGGCUCACGCGGCCAGCGGGCCCCCAUGCGCCGGUCUCAAGGACAUACCCCUCCUCACCGCGCCCCCAUGCGUGGCAACGACAGCACCUGCUGCACCCGCACCCACAGCAGCAGCUAGUCCCCGCUUCCGCCACCCCCACCCGCACCCGCAUGCAGCCUACAGCCUACACAGACCGGACGGCGGCGAGCACCACCAGCACCACCACCACACGCAUUCGCAUCACCAGCAGCAUCAACGAGCGGGGCAGGUUGCCUCCCGGCUAGGACAGCCGCUGUCUGAUGCGGCUGCAGCUGCCGCUAAUGCUGCAGCGGCGGCGGUGGCGGCGGUGGCAGGAGACGCCGCGACGGCGGCGACAACGGCGGCAGCGGCGGCGGCGGCGCACCGGCCCCUGGGGCACCAUUCGCUCCAUCAGCGACACAGCUACCACCAUCCGCUUCACGCGGGUCGCAGCCACCUCCACCACAACAGCCAUCAUCACCAGCACAUCCCGCAUUCGCACACAUACCACUUUGGGCAGCAGCAGCAGCGGUGUGUCGCAAGCUACGAUGCGGCAGCAGCAGCAGGCAGACGGAGACCGAGCGGCUGCAUUGUGCUGGAUAACCCUGGAGGAGGUGGCGGCGGUUUGGUUCCGGAUCCGGGUUUCCUACCGCGGUUGCCGUCAGCCUCCGCCGUCGGCGGCGCCGACGGGGGAGCAGGUGAUGACGACAAUUACAGUAUCGUCAGCGCCCGGAGCAGUAGCCUGACGGAGGAGGAAUCGCUGUCGUACCAUUCCGUGUCGUACUAUUCCGCGACGGAGUCGUACCUGAGCGCCGCCAGCAGCCCCCACAGCCGCGCCGGCGCCGCCGCCACCGCGUUUGACGACGCGCUGGCGGAGGCGGCCUUCCUUUACCGUGCAGUACACCCGCCGUCGGAGCAUGCAACGGUGGCGGCGGCGCCGUCACCGGGGCCACAUGGGCGGCGGCUGCCGUCAGUGUCUUACUCCGAGGCGGAGGCGGACGACGAAGGUUCAGGGCAGCGACGGCAGGGUCUGACGGCGGCGGCGCCGUCGGGUGCCGUACGGCAUCCGCUGGAGGGCGCCAACCAUGCAGGGUUACAAGGGAGCGGAGAGGGGCGAUACCAAAGUGUCGCCGCCGGCAUGGCGGUGGCGGCAGCUGCCGCCGCCGGCGGUUUGCCGUACGCCCCGCAGCAGCAACAGCAACAGCAGCAACAGCAGCAGCAUUCCAAUGGUCAGGUUUCGGAAUCGGGGUCGGGUGAGAACCAUCGUACGCUUUCCUCCGCCAGGGCCAUUCCCCAGCCGGUCCGCGGCCGCUCUAGCGGCGCCGCCGCUGCUGACGGCGCCGCUGCCGCCGCCGCUGACAGUCGCUACGCCGCGAUGACGCCGCCGCUGACGUCACCCGCUGGCGACGGCGACGGCGGUCUGCUCGCAGCGGCAUCCGCGCUGCAAGGCUGGGGACUGAGCUUCUUGACCGGCGGCGGCACACCCCCGGCGGGAUCCGUGGCGGCACCGCCGUCGGCGCCGCCGCUAGAGGUACGGCGCAGCAGCGAUCCCCUAUCAGGCCGCGGACCCUUGUACCGAGAAGUCGAGGCGGCGGAGGAACUAACACGCAUGGCAGGGCGAGUCGCAGCCGCCGCCGGCGGGGGGUCAGGACCGGCGGUGCAGCGGAGGGCUCGGUCCCGGUCGCGGGGGCGUUCCGCGGGCGGGCGGGGGCCCGCUGACGGCGGGGAUGGGCUGCUUAGCUGGGAGGCUCUGAGUCAGAAGCUGAUGACUUCUUGGUUCGGACAGGGGUUCUUUGAGGAUGAAGACGAGGAGGGAGAUGCGGAGGCGGAGGCGACGGAGGCGGCAGAGGAUGAAGGAGGCAGCGGUGGCGGCGGUGGUGGUGGUUUUGGAGCUUGGUUGUCGGCUAUGACGGGUGGCGGUGGGACGGCGACGACGACGACGACGACGGCUGCGGCGACGUCAACACGGAUGCGAGAGGACGGCGGCGGUAACGACGGCGGUGCCAGCGGCAUGACGUCUUGCUGGCCCGGACUGGAGGCGCCCCCCGGGCCGCAUGCGGCUGGUGCAGCCCUCCGCGGUAAGUACGGCGCGACCCCCCUGGAGGCCCAGCAGCCCCCAUGGCCGCACCCCAGGCCGGCGGCUACGUCCUCGAGCACCCCCCGGGAUGGCACCGCGCAGACCCGCGGGUCGGCGGAAGCGGAGGCGGCGUCGGUACGACACCCUGCAAGCCACCAUGCAACUGAACCCGCGGCGGCGGCGGCGGUUGCUGCUACGCUCGGAGGAGCUGGGGCGGGGGGUCCGAGGCUGCGACACCGACCCAGUCGCAGCGCGCCCGCGCAGGACAUUCCGGAUGUAUCGGAAGAGGUACCGGCAAUCGGAGCAGCGGCAGGCGACAGCGGUGUUGGGGAAGGUGCCAACAACAUUAGCUGCGGCGGCGGCGGCGGUACGGCAGUAGGCGGCAGCGCCAGCGGUGCCGAACCGCACUACCUCCACUCCGUUCACAAGGAGCUCUACCCGCCGGGGCGGCUGCUGUGGAUUGUUGCGGAGGAGGCGGAUGCGCUGCCGUCGCGCUGUCGUCGUACGGCGCUGGCUGCGGGGUACUACACAUGCGGCCGGGAUGAGGCGGCAGCAGCAGCCGGCGGUGACUGUGGAGGCAGUGCCGGCAGCGCUGCUGUGCAGGUGAUAGACGGUGUGGGAGGUGAUGACGCCGGGAAGGCGGGUGCUGAGGGUGAUGCAGGUAGUGGGGGUGCUAGGGGGCAGCGGCGGCGGCAGCCUUCUGGGCUCGUGGACUCUCAAACUGGGACGGAGAGCCUGGAGCGGGAGGAUAGCUCCGAGCAGGAGCAGCAGCAGGCAGAUUGCUGGGCAUCCCCUGCACCAUCAUCAUCAUCAUCAGGAGCCGAGGAGACGUAUGGGCUGCUGAACCCGUCCCUUGUAACGGACCUAGUGAAGGGUCUGGUCCUGCAGGACGGAGGGAACUCCUCCACACCCAACAAACCCAUCACCACCGCAGCCACCACCGCUGGUGCCGCUGCCGCCGCUACCCAAGCACAGACCAGCUGCCAGAGGAGUGCUGACGGCAACAACGACUGCGGCUGCAUCUCUUCUCCUGCCCCAUCCACUGCUCCGCUCCGGACACACCGCGGUGUUGUUGAGGCUCCCACACCGCUGCAAGCCUCUCGAGCCUCCGACGAGGGCGCAGGGGACGGCGCAGCGGAGGGCGCUGCGGGGGAUGCGGAGGCGCAGAUACGAAUGGCGGGUAACAGCGCCGGGGCUGCAGCAGCGGCUGCAGCCACAGCAACAGAGAGCUCCCCGUGCCGUACCGAGGUCAAUUCCUCACCCGGCGGGUGCGGAGGGGGAUCUGCUGGGAAGCGGCAGCGUGUCAGCUGGGCUGGCCAGGAGGUUGGGCAGCACGGGCGGGCGGAGGCGAUUCCGGCCCCCCGUGCCGCUUCCGGUAUUUCGCCUUUCCUGGUACAUAACUGGGACAUCGGCGGCAACAGCAGCGGCGGCGGCGCCGGCGGCGGCAGUGCCGGGAAGACCAUAGACAGCAGCAGCAGCGGAGGCGGAGGCUUACCGAUGGCGACAGAUGCCUUGGACGCAUGCAUGGCCGCCGCCUCCGUCACCGCCGCCGCGGCGCCUGGCGCAACGCCCUUCUCCGUGCGAGUGCGUGAAGGGCUGAAGCGGUUCAAGUCGGGUGUGGAGACCAUGUUGCGUCAGGCGCCGCUGCCGUCAGUGCCUUCGGUGCCCUUCCUACCUGGCAUGGCGGCCGCCGCUGCUGCAGCGGCAGCUGGCGCCGCGGCGACGGCGGAAGACGUAUCGUCGGGCGGCUCAGCUGGCGGCGGGGGAUGCAGCAGCAGCGGCGGAGACGCGGCGGAGCGGUGUGAGAGCGGCGGCGGCGGCGGCGGUGGGGAGUCAUGUCAGGGUCAGUGGCUGUACCUUGUGGAGGCUGAUCGGGAGGUAUUUGAGCGGUUGGUGCUUAUUCCCUCGUGUGUCACCGACCACUUGCCGGAUGCGUAUUUCCAGCGGCUGAGGCAGCUGGCUAAGGGAUUGUCGGUGGCGCCGGAGGGGUCAAACGGGGGCGCGGGCGGGCGUAGCAGCGGCGGCGGUGGCGGUGUCAGGAGGGAAGUCGCUGGUAGCGCUGUGUGAGGGACGUAGAGUGUGUGUGCAUGAGGGGCGUGUGACCUUGCACUUGUGCGUGCACGGUUAGGCGUGCUGUUUGGAAGGGCCUGCAGCAAAGGCCAUGACGAGCUUUGGCGAGAGGUGAUAUCUGUAUGGGCGGAGGCAGAGAAGCAGGAGCAGGCUAUGGUAGUGGUCGUAUCGCUCUUAUAUCUUAAACUCCCUCAGUAACAUAACGUACCGGUAGUCUUGCGGUGUACUCAGUAACGUCGUCUUGCGGUGUACUUCGUAACGUAGUAAUGUGGUGUAGGAAUGUUGCGGUGUAGGGCGUUUAAGGCGUUAAGGAAAGAUGCCUCUUCAGUGUCCUGGAGGAACCUUUCAGCAGCGACUCCGGUUGCGUAACGGUACGUAGCCAAUAGCAUGCAGAACGAAGCACGUGCGGUGAGCAGCACGCGCGGGGGUGCGCUGUUUGGGGAGAUAUGCCUAGCAGCUCUUUCGCUUUCUAGAGGGGCCGCUGCGGUUGCCUGGGAAACACAGUGUUUCGAGGACGAACGCGAAUGGAAGUUGAGUAACGGUAAGCAACGAUAAGGCAAAAAGAGUGUGUCCGGCAGACUGUGACGUUUUUAAACGUUCGUAUUUUGCAUGCGUACGUGUGUGCAGUUGCAGUUGCAUGCUAGGUGAGGCGCUGAGGCGUGUGGCUUAGGCAGUAUGCAGCAGGCUGGGCACUAGGCUAGCGGCUGCGGGCAGUGGGCAGUUUGGCUAGCGGCAGUUUGUAGUACGGCACGUGUCGUAGCUGAAGCCUCUCACGGUGUGUCAAAUCCGUUAAGUGAUGCACUUCGGUAGCCUCCUCCCCCUUCUUUUCCUAUACUUCAGGAUACUUUCCUGUUUUGUUUCUACCUUUUUGCGACCCUGUAUGUGAUGUAGCGUUAGUUAGCGCAGGUUAGCGCAGUUCCGUGGGAUUGGGGCGCUUAGUCGCGGUGUCUCUUGUUGGGAAGGUCGAAAGAAAUGUACGGUGCUUUUGGGCUCUUUGGGACAAAGCCAAUGACGUUACUUUUGCCUGUUUGAAGGUGUCUCGGAACGCGCCUAAGCCUGUAAUUAGUUAGGAAGCGGGUAUGUACAAAGGGACGACGACAGUGCGUUAGCGAUCCGCGGGUGUGAUUGGGGCCGUGUAACAAAACUUCAGAGCCCUGGGUAGACGGGC
Messenger RNA from Astrephomene gubernaculifera, 5441 nucleotides. Lineage: Eukaryota; Viridiplantae; Chlorophyta; Chlorophyceae; Chlamydomonadales; Astrephomenaceae. The record is from the annotation of a GenBank genome assembly.